ACAGGACGCAACCACACCGCCGGUGAUUGGGCUUCCGGUUCUGACCUUUUCCCGUGAAGGCAAAGGGCUUCGUGGCCAUACUGAAAAUAUUUGUAAACUUAAAUGCCAAAACCUGGCACCCGGCUGUGUGUUUUUUUGUAGUCCGUACCCCCGUUUUACCCGAACAACCAGUGUUCGCCGAGGUAGCAGUGUGUGUGUGUGUGUGAGGGGAUCAUACCGAGCAGCGCAGCAGUGUUAGUAGAGUCAAAAUGGCGUCCGCUUGCCCACUCCACAGUCGUUUAAUCCAUCUGUGAUUAGCCUGAUAACCAGAUUCAGCAACCUGUGACCGUUUUCUACUGCUUCGGUUUCCCACAUACACAGUUGGAGCACAUUUCGGCGUCAUGUCGGACUCGGAGGAGGACAGCCAGGACAGGCAGCUGAAGAUUGUAGUGAUUGGAGACGGAGCGUGUGGGAAGACAUCACUCACCACCAGGUUUGCACAGGAGGCCUUUGGGAAGCAGUACAAACAAACCAUCGGCCUGGAUUUCUUUCUGAAGAGAAUAAGCCUUCCAGGCAAUCUGAACGUGACCCUGCAGGUGUGGGACAUUGGAGGCCAAACGUUAGGAGGAAAAAUGCUGGAUAAAUAUGUGUACGGAGCUCAUGGGGUUCUCCUGGUUUACGAUAUCACCAACUACCAGAGCUUCGAGGAUCUGGAGGAUUGGUUCAGCAUGGUGAAGAAAGCCAACGAGGAAUCUGAUAUCCAGCCUGUUGUCUCUUUGAUUGGGAACAAAAUCGACCUGGAGCACAUGAGGACAGUUAAGGCUGACAAACACCAGCGUUUCUGCCAAGAAAACGGCCUCAUAAGUCAGUUUGUAUCAGCCAAGACGGGGGACUCGGUGUAUCUUUGUUUCCAGAGAGUGGCUGCUGAGAUUCUCGGUAUAAAGCUAAACAAAGCAGAAAUAGAGCAGUCCCAGCGUGUGGUGAAGGCGGACAUUGUGAACUACAGUCAGGACACCGUGGCCAGGACAGUCAACCCACCUCGCAGCUCCAUGUGUGUGGUGCAGUGACACCCUCCAAGACACAUACGCACACACGCACACAGUCACACAGUCACACAGUCACACUUAAAGAUGUAAAAUUGUUCUUCAGUCAGUAUUCCUCUUUCAGGAUUUUUGGUGUGACUGGAUGAAAUGUGGUCAGAGUGUGUUCUCUGUAUUCCUGUGUGUCAGUUGUUCGGGCGAGAUGAAGAACAGACUGUGUGGUUUCGAGGCCUUGGCCUGUAGUUCGGAUAUUUAGCAGGAAAGAUCUCUUGGGUGGUUCACCAAAAAGGAAACGGGACCUCCGUUUUUUCAAGUUUACAUGCAGCUAUCAUUUUAUUUCUGUGAUUCAUCUUAAAUAAAUAUAAAAAAGACUUGAUUAAUGUGUUAGUAUGAAGCUGGUUGUCUAAAAGAGAAAGACAAUUGGUGUAAUCAGUCACUUCGGUAAUUGAAAAUAUUUUUAUACAUGUAUAAGUAUAUUUGCUUUGCCAUUGCUAUUAGGCAUAUUUGUUUGAAUGAUUAGAUAUGCUGCUGUAUAUUUCUAUCGAUAUCACCAUCAAUACCUGUUAAAUCUCUGUCCCUACGACUGCAGAGUGGAUUGGGUGUGAGAGUUAAUGGGACAUGAACAGGGAGGUGAAACCAAAUGUUCUCCCAUACAAUUUUCUGAUAUUCUUUUACGUCUGUGGUGCUCCUCAGUUGACCAGGAGGGAGAUAGGAGUUAAAAUGCUGUAGUGGACUGAAAUGAAUCUAUGUUUUCAAUUUGCCAAUUAGGGGCUUACACUAGCAGUGCUGUGUCGUGAACUGUGUCCUGUUAUUUUUACAUAGAAAUAUUUACAUUUUACAAUCUUAAAUCAACAUUUACAGUUUAUAUUCUUUCUUCUUCUUCAGAUAAUAUCCAAAUAAUUUACAUCCUUCAAAUAGUAUCUCCAUUCUCCAGAUAUUUCUUCUGGAGUCUACAUUUGCAUUUUGAUCAUUUAGCAUUACAUUUGUCAAAUUCCCGGAUUCGUCUUGUUAGAGGACAAUUCAGACGCUGUGUUGAUAGAUGAAUAUGACUCAGGAAGGAAGUACCUGAGUGUCAAGCUGAGCAUGAGCUGAGCUGAAAUGAAAUGUACAGCUUUUUAGUAGAGGUCUCUACAUAGCCUUAUUCAACUGUCCGUUAUAGAACAGAAGUUUGCAUUGAAGAAUGGCUAUGAGGCAUGAAAAGCUUCAUAGGAUCUUCAUUAUGACCACAUAAUAGCCUGUUUGAUGUGUAUUGUUAGAGACAGCUGAGAUAUUGUAUGUCUAAUCAGUUUUGUCAUAGUAGUUUCUGCAGUACAUGUUGGCAUGAUGGGUUUUAAUAUGUGUCCACUUACCAAAAUAUCUGCCAUAUGUGUAAAAUAUGUGUUUGUACAAUAAAAGCAACCUCUGCUCCAUUUCAAAGCUCCUGUCAUUGAUUAGAAAUGAUCAGAACGCAUUCUGUUAAUUAUGAUCAUGUAAACAAAAUACAGUUUAAAGUGAAUGUUUAGUUGAUGUUCUACAGCGACACAGAUUUGUGUUUCUAAAUAAAAAUGCUACAAGGAAAACAAGAAAUGAUCUGUGCAGUGCAAUCUGUGAGUACAUCAUUGGUGUGUGAGAUUACCUCACUGUCUCAUAAUGGAUGAUUAUUGAUAAUUGAUUUUGCCUAAUACUGAAUACUUUGGCUGGUAUCCUUGUGAAACAUGUACUAAACUGCAUUCUAUGUGGCAUUAAAGUUGACUUUGGUGAA
This is a messenger RNA of Dicentrarchus labrax (European seabass), 2760 nucleotides long. It is a transcript of the gene rab28, whose product is annotated as RAB28, member RAS oncogene family. The record is from RefSeq and is a predicted model, not a curated record. The transcript is spliced from 7 exons. Gene Ontology annotation, molecular function: GTPase activity; GTP binding. Lineage: Eukaryota; Metazoa; Chordata; Actinopteri; Moronidae. Bases 381 to 1046 code for a protein of 221 amino acids. Gene Ontology annotation, cellular component: endosome; Golgi apparatus.